Messenger RNA from Coffea eugenioides, 750 nucleotides. Its product is annotated as arabinogalactan protein 12-like. NCBI's taxonomy places the organism in Eukaryota, Viridiplantae, Streptophyta, Magnoliopsida, Gentianales, Rubiaceae. The record is from RefSeq and is a predicted model, not a curated record. Bases 125 to 310 code for a protein of 61 amino acids. The transcript has a single exon.
CUCUAUAAAUAACUAACGCCAAUUCUCCAAUUGCCAUAAUAUUCAUUCAUUCAUCAUAUUUUGCUAAUUGUUAUUCUCUCUCUAUCUCUCGUCACCUGACCAACUCUCUCGACGACAAUCAGCAAUGGAGGCGAUGAAGGUAUUUUUGGUUGCCGUUAUGCUGAUGAUGGUAAUGGCUUCGUCGGCCGUCCAGAAUGUGGCAGCUUCCGAGGGUCCAUCUCCGGCUCCUUCUCCAGCUUCCGAUGCUUCCCUAUUUCCUCCCACUCUUUUCGCUUCCGUCGCUGCCCUUGCAAUGGCACUCCUCUUCUAAUUUCCCAAUCUUUCAUUAUUUUUUUAUUUUUUUCCUCUCUGAGAUAUAUAUAUAUAUAUAUAUAUAUAUAUAUAUAUAUAUAUUAUAAUGGGAGGAUGGAUAUAUUUGUGUAGAGCUUCUCUUUUGCUAAAUUAACUCGAAUCUUCUUCCCCCCAUGCCUCCUCCUCCCUCCUCCUUCUGGGAAUUGAGCUGGUGAUCAUGGGAAGGGAAGGAGCAUUUGAGAUUCUUUGCAUUUUGUUCCCUUUUUUUUAUAUAUAUAUAUAAAAAUAAAAUCAUCUUUUUCUGCAGCGGCUAUAUAUUCUUUGAUGUUUAGUUUGGGGGAUAUAUCAUGUUCAUGUGUCCUUGGACAGAUUUAUGUAAUCGCCUCUAUUUGUACUUGGUAUUAUUAUUAUUGAUGUAUUCUACAUAAAAAAAAAAUUGGUCGUCGUUUAUUCAAUUCA